AUGGCGAAGCUGGCUUUGAUGGAGGAGGAGAAGAAAAGCUGUGAAUUGGUUCUUGAAAUCAACUUGGUGUCAGCUCAAGGCUUGAAGAUUUCUUUGAAGAGCAAAGGAAAGACACAAAGUUACGCUGUUGUUUGGGUUGAUGAUGAUUCGUCUUCAAACUUCGUCCACUGCCCCACCGCUGCUUUCAACGUGGAGAUUUACACCAUCGGGCAUCACUUAUUCAAGGAUUCCAUGGUUGGCACCGUAAGAUGCCUUGUCAGUAACCUUCUCGGAAAGAUGAUCACCCCGGUUCACGUUCACCGUCCAUCGGGACACUUCCACGGGAUUUUGAACGUUUCGGCUUCACUUUGUGACGAGGGAGUCAUCGGUGUGGAUUCGGGAGUGUUUGGUGGAUCUUCAGGACUUAGUUUUCGUGAUUUGAUGACAAGAACUACAACCGAAGUUGAAGCUGAGGAAGGAAACAAGGGUUUGUUACAUAGGUUGAGGCUGGUAAGAUCGUCGCCGUCCUUGUCAACCAUGACCGCGCCAACAACUCCGUUGAAGGAAUUGAAGGAAUUGAAGGAAGCUGCGACGAUGAGGAAAGUGAAAUCGGACUCGUCGCUUGCCACCAUGUUGAGGACUUUAGCAUCCUUUUCAACUCUGCCCGAAGACAUCCAAUUAUGA
Oldenlandia corymbosa var. corymbosa is the source of this 663-nucleotide messenger RNA. NCBI's taxonomy places the organism in Eukaryota, Viridiplantae, Streptophyta, Magnoliopsida, Gentianales, Rubiaceae. The record is from the annotation of a GenBank genome assembly.